Molecule: messenger RNA, 9009 nt
Organism: Adineta ricciae
Lineage: Eukaryota; Metazoa; Rotifera; Eurotatoria; Adinetida; Adinetidae
Source: the annotation of a GenBank genome assembly
AUGUCGAUGGCCUUAAGAGCGAAGAACAACAAUGAACCGAAACUUAAGCAAACACUUCUUGAUGCCGGACAAAAAACGGUCGACGCAACUAUUUGUAAGCGUUGUGGUAUGGCAUAUUUUCCUAAUUCAGCCGAAGAUAAAGCUGCUCAUGCAAAGUAUCAUAAUUUCACGACAUCUGCAAUACGAUUACGAAAUUUUAAACAUCAAUAUGUGUUACAGCAAUUUCUUGACGGAAGUAUUUAUAUGAUUGGUUGCACGUCGCCGGCGUCCGAGCAGAAAAAGGCUGAACAUGUCAGGGAAUUAGUUGAUAAUGAAUUAGGAAUCACUACACCAUUUAAUUGUUUAUGGAGUGAAACCAAAGCGUACUUUUACAUUGAAGAUUGUAGUGAUAUUGUUCUUGGUUACUGUCUCGCCCACAUUGUUCAUCGGGUUCAUGUUCUUGACUUAACUGAUGAAUCAAAUAUUGAUACUGAAACUGAAAUGAAUAAAAUGCUUUGUGGAAUCGCUCGGAUAUGGGUACAUCCUGAUCAUCGUCGAGCUCGUAUUGCAACGAAAUUACUCGAUUGUGUUCGCACAAAUUUUUUCUUCGGUAUUGUUAUAAAACGUGCUGACUUGGCAUUUUCGGCACCAACUGAUGACGGACCCAAUAUAUUCGAUCCGUCUAUUGAAGAUAAACAAAUUAUGGAGUCGAAUUUAACAUCCAGUUUUCUGAAAAUUGGCGAUACAAUAGCUUUAUAUGCCGAAGGAACUGUUUGUGGAUUUAUAAGUACACUUGGUCUUGUUGAUGAUCGAUGCGUUGUUCAACCUGAUGCUGGUGAUCUGCAAAAGCCACCGAAGAAGUAUCGAGAUUGCCUAUUUCGUAUAUGUCCGAGCCAUCGCUACAGUGCUCAAACGCAAUAUUGGAAUGCAUUGAAGAGUCCGAACAUCGUUCGAGACUUGAAGAAAUUACAAAUCGCUGCUGAUACCGAAAAACGUCAAAACGAAGAAGAAAGUCGAAAGCAAACGGGCACAGUGAUCAAAUAUGGUGAUACUAUUGUCCAAUUACUUCAUAUCAAAAGCAAUAAAUACAUCACUGUUAACAAGCGACUACCCGCAUUCUUGGAGAAAAAUGCCAUGCGUGUUUCGCUGGAUGUCAGUGGCACUGAAGGUUCAUGGUUUCAAAUUGAACCGUAUUAUAAACUACGAGCGAAAGGCGAACGUGUUGUUGUUGGAGAUAAAGUUGUGCUGAUGCCGUAUAGUGGCGGACAACCAUUACAUGUCAGUGAAUUGGAAUUACCAGAUCAUCCUGGAUCAAAAGAAAUCAAUUGUUAUUCGUUUAAUCUCGUGAACUCUCAUAUUCAAACAAGUUGGAAAAUUGUUCUAUUCGUGUCGUGCCACGAAGCUACGAAUGAAGUGUUGAAGAGUGGUGAUAUUGUUCGUUUAUUUCAUGCUGAACAAGAAAAAUUUCUCACCUGUGAUAAUUAUCGAAAGAAAAGUGUUGUUUUUCUACGUGCUACUGGACGUGCAUCAGCCACAUCCGCUACAUCGUCCAAUGCUCUAUGGGAAAUCGAAGUUGUUCAACAAGAUCCAUGUCGUGGUGGUGUUGGUCACUGGAGUUCAUUAUUUCGCUUUAAACAUCUCGCUACCGGACAAUAUCUCGCUGCUGAAGUCGACCUCGAUCAAACGUUUGAUGCCACACGACAGAAAUUGCGAGGUCCACCAAGUACACCUGUCUUUGCACUCGUUCCUAUCCCUCAUGGUUACGACAUUUCUUCGAUAUUUGAAUUUGAUCCAACAACUAUAACACGUAACGAGGAUCCAGUCCCAUGGGGCUCAUAUGUACGUUUGCAGCAUAUAAGCACAAACACAUGGGUGCAUUCGACGAAUAUCAAAUUGGACCCAGAUGACGAUAAUGUUCGAUUCAAGAUUGGUUGCGCACUGUUGAAAGAAGAUAAAGAAGCUUUUCAAAUAGUGCAUGUUUCACCCGAUGAAGUCCGAGAUCUCGAUUUUGCUAAUGAUGCUGCCCAACAUUUCGAUGUCACUGUAUCGAAAUGGGAAAAAAUCGGAAUCAUAAAUGUUCAUGCUAAUGAAAGAAAACAAGUUAUUUUAUUAUUAACUGAUAUUGUUUACUUUCUCGCAUGUCAAGAGAACAAUGGAAGUGAUCCUUUUGAGGUACAAGUCUUGAAACCUAAUCGUGAGAGACAAAAAUUGAUUCGUGAACAGAAUAUUCUCAAGCAGUUAUUUCGCGUCCUACGAGUAUUGAAACCCCGUCUAGAACUUGAACGAUCUAAUAUGAAUAAUUCGAAAAGCUCAGAACAUUUUGCCAGUAAUUCACCUGUAUCGUCCGCUAAUGAACAUUAUAUUUCAUCUCAACAACAACAGCAAGAUGCUGAUAUACGCUAUUCAACUACAACUUACCAAAUGAAAACAAUUUGUCGUCUUUGCUAUCGAAUACUCAAGCAUUGUCAACAGGAAUAUCGAAAAAAUCAAGAAACCAUCGCGAAAGAAUUUGCUUUUAUGCAAUCCCAAAUUGGUUAUGAUAUUCUCGCUGAAGAUACCAUCACUGCAUUGUUACAUAACAACAAAAAAUUAUUAGAGAAACACAUCACUGAAAAAGAAAUCGACACAUUUGUUAAACUAUUAAGAGAGAAGCGAGAUUGCAAGUUUUUAGAAUAUUUAUCGGAUCUAUGCGUAUCCAGUAAUCAAGCUAUUGCUCGAACACAAGAAAUGAUAUGUAAAUCAGUGUUAGAGAAGAAUUCGGAUAUAUUGAUUCGAACAAAACUGGAAGUAAAAACCUGUAUUGAAGAUACUGUGUUAGAUGACACGGUUAGUCCACCGACUGGAUUUUCUCAGCAGAAUAUCCUGCCGGAAGUCGUUUUAACAUGGGAUGGAAAGUCAGAAUCAAUUGAAUACAUGGCCGGAGUGAUCCGAGAUCACCCAACACAUCUGAAACGAGAAGAAUUCAAGAAUAUAUUAGAAUAUUAUAGAUAUCAAUUGAAUUUGUUCUCUCAUAUGUGUUUCGAUCGACAAUAUCUCGCUAUUGAUAAUCUAUCCGCGGAAUUACCAAUUGAACUUAUUCUAACAUGUAUAAAGAGUGAGAAUCUUCCACCAGAUCUUCGGGCUGCAUUUUGUCGUCUAAUGAUUCAUAUUCACGUAAAUCGUGAUCCACAAGAAGAAGUUACCCGUAUCAAAUAUGCUCGACUAUGGAAUCAAGUGAAACCAACGAUAACACUCAAUGAUUAUGAUCAAACCAUCAGUGGUUCACUUGACCCAUCGGAAAAGCAGGAAAAUCGGAUUAAUUUUGAAUCGACGAUGAAAUUCGUAGAAGAUUAUCUCAAGACGGUUGUUCAGCAACCAAACUCAUUCGCAGAUGGUGAACAAAACAAACUGACUCAUGAAGUUGUUAAUCUCGCUCGUCGGCUAAUCUUCUUCGGAUUCUACAGUUUUGAAGAUUUACUCAAACUGACGCAAACACUCCUCGGCAUCCUUGAUACAAACAAAGUCUCCAUAUCUAAACCACAUCUAGAGCCAGUCUCAUCAGUCGUUGUAUCAACAUCGAAAUCGACAAAGUACGAACCAGCCAUUGCGCCUACCUUGUAUUCAGGUGCAGAUGUCAACAUCGAACAAACAUAUGAUACCCUCGACGAUUUGGCAUAUGAAACCAAGAUGAAUGUUAUUGCAAUAUUGGAAUUCAUCCUCGAUAUUCGUCUCGAUUUCCGCAUCUCGCGUUUGAUUUCGAUGUUCAAACAAAAAUACGAUCAUCCUGAUUCAAUUCCAAAUCUACUUCAAACAGCUGAUAUCGAAUGUAUAUUCGAUUCCAGUGAGCCCAAUCUCGAUCUAGACGAUGCAAAAGGCAAAACAUUCCUGAAAGUUCUAUUGAACUUAGUCAUGCAUGAUUAUCAACCCUUAGUAUCUCGUGCUUUAUCUUUACUUUUCCGACAUUUUAAUCAACGAAAAGAAACUCUACAACAUCUGAAUCAAGUGCAAUUACUAGUUAGUGAAACAGAUAUUCAAAAUUAUAAGCAAAUCAAGCAAGACUUAGAUCAAUUGAGAUUAUUUGUCGAAAAAUCGGAAUUAUGGGUUUAUAAAAAAGGCAAAGAUGGUUUAGCGUUGGCAAAUGGAGCGGAUGGACAAGCCGAUCAAGAAGAUCGAAAAGAAGAUGAAUUAGAAAUCAAGAAACUGGUUACUUCGUCUGGUCUUACUGAUACAGAAUUCGAUAUUGGCGGUCCGAUUAUCAAUGAAGACUCAGCAUAUCGCUAUACAUCGAUAUUUCAGAUCCUCCGGCGAAUGAUCAAACUAUGUGUGAUGGAAGGCGUUGACGGGACGUUGCAUGCGCGAGAAAAUGAACAGCGUCUUUUGAGAAAUAUGGAUGUCCAUGUUGUUGUCUUAGAUUUAUUAAAGAUUCCGUAUGAUAAAGUAGAGGAUACUCGAAUGAAUUGCAUAAUGAAAUUAGCUCAUAAUCUGCUACAAUAUUUUUGUUAUGAAAAUCCAACGAAUCAAGCGAAAUUAUAUGAAUUGUACUUCAAUGAUUAUCAGCAAUUAUCUGAGGAACAAGAAGUCGAAACAUGUUGUUAUAUAUUUCUCAACAAUGUUCAUCUAUGUAAAACAAUAACGGAGAAGCAUGUUCAACAUUUUGUUCAUUUAAUCGAACUACAUGGUCGUAAAGUGAUUUAUAUCAAAUUUCUCCAAACAAUCAUCAAAGCAGAAGGACAAUAUAUAAAAAAUUGUCAAGAUAUCGUCAUGUCGGAAUUGGUUACUUCGGACGAAGUUUUAAUGUUUUAUGAAAAAGGCAAUCUCUCUGAUCUGGUCGACCGUAUGCAAUCGGACAGUGAACGAUCAGAUCCGAAUUCCUUACUGAAUUAUCAUAUACAACUUGUUCAUCUACUCGCAAUGUGUACCGAAGGAAAAAAUGCAUCAACUGAAAUCAAAUGUCACUCACUAAUAGGUCUCGAUGAUCUAGUUCUCAUCGUCACACAUCCAGAUUGUAUUCCUGAAGUUAAAAAUGCGUAUAUCACCUUUCUCACUCAUUGUUACAUCGACACUGAAGUGGAAAUGAAAGAAAUCUACAACAGUCAACAUAUUUACACACUAAUCGAAAAAUCAUUCUGUCCAGAUAUAGAAAAAUUAAUAACAAGAUCAGUGGAACAACGGUAUUUGGAUAAAUACAUUUUAGAAACUAUCAUCGAUUUGAUUAAUCAAUUUUUCAACUCACCAUUCUUUGAACAAUCAUCGGCGCCACAAGAUCAGUAUAUGCUUGAUGAUAGUCGAUCAGCUGAGAUCGCGCCAUCAAUAAUUGCUUCUUGGGAGCAUCGAAAUACGACUUUGGUAUCGUUACAUAGUCAUUUAACGCGACUAUUAAGUGUACCAUGGCUAUCGUCUGUUCAACGCGAACGAAUUGAACGAUGUGUUCAUGUGAUUGCAUCGAUUGCUGAUCGUCGAGGACUUCUUCAUUUUCUUCGUUCAAGUCACAGUUCAAUCAGUGAAUCAGUCAAUCGUUCACGCCGUACUAGCCACAGUACCGUGUCCGGCCGGCGGCAUAGUAGCGAUUAUCUCGCAGAUGUGUGCGAUAAUUCCGAAGAUUUAGAACAUAAACGUGUCAUCGAUCGAUUUGUGGAAUAUCUAUCUGAUGUUAGUGUUCGACUUAAUCCGUUGAUUCAAGCAGAGAUCAGUGUACUUGUGGAUGUCAUUCGAGCACCGAAUGCCUUGUUUCCCGAAAAUAAUGAAUGUCGAUCGAAAUUUCUCUCUGGAACAUUGAUUCAUAAGUUUAUCCAACACGCGAAGUAUCUACUUGUACGAACGAAUGAAAAUCUAUGUUUACGAAUUAUGCACGCAUUGAAAUCGAUGGUGAAAAGCAAUCACGAGUUCGAUACGAUGGGACAAAGUUUACGAUUAAAAUUGUUACGACGGUACUUUUCGGAUGACAAACAAUAUCUGAAAUCGCUUCAUCAACCGCUAAAAGAAGAAGAUGCUCUCGAACGAUUACGAUUAACACAAAAUGAAUUGAACAGACAAGGUGCAAGUGAUCUUGUCGUGGAAUUAUUCAUUAGUCAAUCAUCGAUGAACAUUCUCGAAGAAAGUAUCCAUCUAGCGAUCGCACUACUCGAAGGAGGAAACACUGAAGUGCAAACAAGUAUAUUUCGUCGUUUGCAUGGAUGUGAGACCGCGUCGGAGAAGUUCUUUCAAGUUUUUUACGAUAAAAUGUAUGUCGCACAAAAAACACUGAAGAGUAUGUCAUCAGUUAGUAAUGAUAUUACCGAAGACACUGAUGAAUACGAUGAUUUUACCUUCACGCCUAAGUCUAUCAAUAUGUCGUCGAUAUUAACUCCAAUGAUAAGUGGUCCUCAACCGUCUCUUGCACCACCCUUAGAUGAGAAGUUUACCAUCGAUCCAGCAUCCGAAGUUUCACUUCAACCUCCGAUAGAUGAUGUGUCAAAUGAGGCGGAAAUCGAUUCACCACAAGAAUUGCAACCCACAUUGACGACCUAUGACAUUCCACUGCAAAUCGAUCGACCGAAAAAUUCAACACCGGGCUCGGUGGACACUCUCGAUAUUCAUCUGCAGAAUCGUCGUCAUAAAUUGGCGUUUGAACUUCGAAUUAUGCAACCAAUCUUACGAUUCUUACAAUUGCUCUGUGAAAAUCACAAUCCUGAAUUUCAGAACUAUCUCCGAUUACAAGAUAAUAACAAAACAAAUUACAAUCUUGUUUGCGAGACAUUGAAAUUUCUCGAUGCAAUCUGUGGUUCUCAAACAGGUUUACUUGGUCUUCUAGGAAAUUAUAUUAAUGAAGAUAAUGUGGAACUGAUCAAUCAAGCAUUAAAUACUCUAACUGAAUACUGCCAAGGACCAUGUCGAGAUAAUCAGGAUGCCAUUGUCAAUCACGAAUCCAAUGGCAUCGAUAUCAUUAUUGCUAUUGUGUUGAAUGAUAUCACACCAUUAAAUCAAAAGAAUUAUGAUCUUGUAUUAGAAUUGAAAGAUAAUGCAUCGAAGUUACUCUUAGCCGUAAUGGAAAGUCGAGAUGACAGUACCAAUGCUGAACGUAUUCUUAGAAAUAUCAAUCCUGUUUCACAAUUGAUCGAUGUUGCUUGUCAAAUUUAUGCUCGUGGUAAACAAGAAGAAGUCGAACACAAAGAAGUCGAAAAUCUUGAAGAAACACACGAGGAAGAAGCUAAUGAUAAUCCGGAUAAUGUUGCUCAAACUGUUGGUCAUAACAUGUAUAUUCUCGCCUAUCAGCUUUCGCGUCAUAAUCGUGAGUUGGAAGCAUUGAUGAAAAUCCGAACGUUAAAUGACGAAGCAUUAUCAUAUUAUCAUAAACACACCGCGGAGAUUGAAAUCAUACGGCAUGAUCGAUCUAUUGAACCUAUUGUCUUUCCUGUUCCACAACUAUGUGAAUUUUUGACAAACGAAAAGAAACAGAAAGUUUUUCUCACUUGUGAACAAGAUCAACAGGGAUCGAAAGUGAGAGAUUUCUUUGGAAAAUUUCCGGAGAUCUUCGAGGAAAUGAAAUGGCAAAGAAAAUUGCGUCAUCAACCGACCUUAUACUGGUUCUCAUCUCAUAUGUCCCUUUGGAGUGAUAUCUCAUUCAAUUUCGCAGUGUUGAUCAACAUUCUUGUUGCUGUGUUUUAUCCAUUUAAUAAAGGCUUGAAAGAUCUCGAUUCUCGUGCUUCGGCAGCAAUCUGGAGUGUAUUUUUAAUUACACUAAUAACCACAUUAUUAAAACCUAAUGUAACAACAUUGCGUAUGUGCUUUGUAGCAGGAAUUUUAAGAUCGAUUUAUUCCAUCGGACUCGGGCCAACUCUAUGGUUCAUGGGCGCGAUACAAGUUUUAAAUAAAGGAGUGUUUUUAGUAAGUUUUAUGGGUAAUAAUGGCACGUUUUCCAGGUCACGCUAUGAAAAUCUAACGAACUUUCAAUUGGUCUAUCACAUGGGUUAUCUAGCUUUGUGUGUGUUUGGCUUAUGCGUUCAUGAAUUUUUCUAUAGCUUAUUGCUACUCGAUGUUGUUUAUCGUGAAGAUACGUUGUGGAAUGUCAUUCAAUGUGUUGUUCGCAAUGCUAAAUCUGUUAUUUUAACAGCUGUCUUCGCUGUUAUUAUCAUCUAUCUCUUUGCUAUUUGUGGAUAUCUGUUUAUCCAAGAUGAUUUCCUCAUGGAAGUGAAAACGAAAGCGCUUGCAAUUGAAGAUCAAACAAUAAAUUCGACAUUGAAAAACUACACCGAUCGAUUUCCAACAACGGUUUCACAUAGUAUAGAAGAUCGAUAUUGUACGAAAGGUAACUGUUCGAAUGACACAUUGACUGGGCAUCUUCGGCAUUCCACUCAAAUACCAAUCUUAUCACCUGAAGAUGCAGGAGAAGAUGAAGUCGAACGUGCCUGUGAUACGUUAUUUAUGUGUAUUGUAACUACUCUGAACAAAGGUUUACGGAAUGGCGGUGGAAUCGGAGAUGUCCUCCGACAACCUUCGAGUCAAGAACCAUUGUACUUCUUCCGAGUUAUUUACGAUAUGAUGUUCUUCUUUGUUGUUAUUAUUAUUACCUUGAAUUUGAUUUUUGGUGUGAUCAUUGAUAAUUUUGCUGAUUUACGUACAGAAAAACAAAGAAAUGAUGAAGUCCUUCGUAAUACAUGUUUCAUUUGUGGACUCGACCGUAAAUCAUUCGACAACAAACAUGUCACAUUCGAAGAUCAUGUCCAUAAAGUUCAUAAUAUGUGGAAUUACGUCUAUUUCAUGGUUUUGAUUCAUGUCAAAGACUCAACGGAAUACACUGGUCCGGAGAGUUAUGUUCAUGAAAUGAUCGAACAAAGAAAUCUCGAAUGGUUUCCGCGUAUGCGAACGAGUAGUUUGGAUAAUCAAGAGGAGAAAAACAAAGAAGAUCAGGAUAAUCGUCUAUUGAAACUUCAAAUGGAAGAUGCGAACAAAACAAUCAAAACAUUAGCAGCCGAAUUAUCUGAAUUACAAAAACUUGUCACAGAAUCUCGAACACAAAAACAACGCAUGAAUUUUAUUCAAAAUCCUGCUUUACCAACGUCUCUAAAUGCAUAA